Molecule: messenger RNA, 738 nt
Organism: Moesziomyces aphidis
Lineage: Eukaryota; Fungi; Basidiomycota; Ustilaginomycetes; Ustilaginales; Ustilaginaceae
Source: the annotation of a GenBank genome assembly
AUGCGAAUUGAAGCGCGCCUCCACAUCGACCGCCGCUGCGCGCGAUCGGAUCCGCAUGAGAGCCGCGCCGGAACGUGGUUUGGACCCUUUGCCGGCUCGGCCUUUGCUUCAGGACGCUCAACAUCGCCGAACACCACUCUCAGCUGGAUUCCACCAACUCGCAGCUUCAACUCGACAAAGAUGAGCCAAGAUAGGGAACCGCCUCACACCAAGGCUACGGGGGGCAACGAGGCAGAGGCGACGGUUUCUGCCACGGGCAUGCCACGAAUCAUCCCUCGCCAUCGCGAUGAACGACCAUCGUCUGAGCAAGACCUUAUCGACGAGAAGGACGGUUCUGCACCUAGCGAGAUGGAAUCCGACGCUCCUUCCGACGCAGAACACUCGUAUCCACCCACAGGAUCGCUUACACUCGCCGCAUUCAACCCCUACUCCUCCAUCCCGCUUCCCCGCCGUCUGGCUCUCAUCUCCUCCUCGGUAGCCAUCAACUUUGGCCUUCCCUUCCUCAACGGCGUCAUGCUCGGAUUCGGCGAAAUCUUCGCAAGAGUCAUCCUCGCCCCCGCCCUAGGCAUCACAGGCGUCGGAUGGGCGGGCGAUACCGCUAGAGCCAUCGCAAAUUGGAACUGGUUGCCAAAAUCCAAACCUGCAUCCGACACGCAAAGUCGUCAAUACCAAUCAACAGGCCAGUUCGACGAUUGGUCCACCCAACAAUCCAACACAACACAACACUUUGAACUCUAA